Molecule: messenger RNA, 1170 nt
Organism: Salvelinus fontinalis (brook trout)
Lineage: Eukaryota; Metazoa; Chordata; Actinopteri; Salmoniformes; Salmonidae
Product: akirin-1-like
Exons: 5
Coding region: 178-741 (187 amino acids)
Biological process (GO): positive regulation of transcription by RNA polymerase II; positive regulation of lamellipodium assembly; myoblast migration involved in skeletal muscle regeneration
Cellular component (GO): nucleus; chromatin
Molecular function (GO): transcription coregulator activity
Source: RefSeq, a predicted model, not a curated record
GACGUUUUAGAAAUUCAGUCGAUAGGCACCGCAGUUGGCUGGCUCACUAUCCCGGUUUCGGCAAACCGUUGUUGUGAAGAGAGGGAAACGGAAAAGAGAAAGUAGACUACAGCAUUUUUAGAAGAUAUUUUUCGUUUAUCUAUCGUGCAUCUUCGUUGUCUCUUUUGAGCAGGCACCAUGGCGUGUGGAGCUACGUUAAAGCGCUCGAUGGAGUUUGAGGCCCUACUCAGUCCUCAGUCUCCUAAGCGAAGAAGGUGCAAUGCACUACCGGGGGCUCCAAGCACUCCGUCCCCUCAAAGGUGCAACCUCCGUCCGCCAGUUGACUGCCCAUCAUCACACUCGAUGUCUCCCCCGGCUAUGGGAGGAGAGCACAGGCUAACUCCAGAGCAGAUCUUCCAGAACAUCCGUCAGGAGUACAGCCGCUACCAGCGGCGACGGCAGCUGGAGGGGGCCUUCAACCAGAGUGAGGUUGCCUGUAGCUCCACCGAUGCCCCCAGUUCCUCCCUCACCGGCCCCAGCUCCCCACCAGGUGCCUCGAGGAAGGACCAGCCGUCGUUCACACUGAGGCAGGUGAGCUACCUGUGCGAGCGCUUGCUCAAAGACCACGAGGAGAAGAUCCGGGAGGAGUAUGAACAGAUCCUCAACACAAAACUUGCAGAACAAUACGAAUCUUUUGUGAAAUUCACACAAGACCAGAUCAUGCGAAGAUACGGCGCCAGGCCUGCUAGUUAUGUCUCUUGAAUUCCCCCAUCGAUGAGGUACCAGCUUUUCUCUCAAGAUGGCUGCUCUUCUACUGCCCCUUCCUCCACUAGAUUUGUGAUUUUUAUUUCCCCUUUUUUUCAUGCUAUAUGAGUACCAUGGUUUAUCAACAUUUUUAAUCCAAAACUGAUUUCUAUAAAAUGCUAAUGAAUCGGAAUAAAAUGUAAAGAUUCAAUUAUAUGCUAGCUCUCUGGAUUUUUUUUGACGAAAGCAGAUAUUUUUUGUUCUCCCCAGCGCUGUAGUGGCUAUUCUCUGAUCCUUCUGUAUUAUAACCUGCCAGCACUGCCCCUCUGCAGCAGCUGUAUUACUAAAGCCCCCUGGCCUCUCAUCCACCCAGUUUAUUUUUUAUCUUUUUCAACUCUAACUGAGGAUGUGGAUUUCUUUUGAAAUUAAAAGUUCUGUGAUUUAAAA